AGAGACUGUGUCAAGAUGACCUCUGAGGAGAUGACAGCGUCUGUUCUGCUCUCUGUGGUACAGGGUAAAGUGAUAGCUGCCCAGUCAGCUGGAGAUGAAAAUACUGAAAAUGCUUUGGACACCAGUGUUAUAAGAAGACAUACAGCCAGUUCAGGAAGGCAAACCACACACAAUCUGUCUUACUUACACAGACUUGAAGAAGAAAGUCUUCAGGGCUCAGUGCCCAAAAUAUUCCCUCUGGCUAAAGAACAACUGGCUAACGACAAGAGUAAUGAAAACUUCUGGGAGAGGAACAGCUCCAUCUCUGAUUCAGUGGAAUUUCUUAACAUUAACUGUAACAUUGUACAGAAGAACUACAAGAGCAAUAUCUCCUGCAGCCAGUUGUAUCAAUCUUGUGCUCCUCUAGCAGGGGAAGAGGCAUGCCUGGAAACUGGAAUUCCUGUUUCUCUGGAAAGAGCCAUGCUUGCUGAAAUUCAGUUGAAAAUGAAUGGACCUUCAUUAAGAAGCCAGACAGCAGUAAAUAAGAAUGACAGCAGUGAUCCUGAUAAAGUGGCCUUUUUUCACUUACAUUGUGCUAGUGAAAGGAAUAUAUCAAAGGCUUUGUGUGGUUUACACAACAGCUUCCUUUUGGAUGACUGCUUGCAGCCCAUGAGUGAUGGUGAUGGUAACACCACUGGUUCCCCAGCCUGCACUUGCAGCAUAAUGCAGUUGACAAAUAAUUGUGAGAAUAAAAAUGGACAGCAGUUGUAUGAAGAUGCUUUGAGGGAUAAGUUCUUAUGUCUGGAAAGAGCACCACGAAAGGUUAAAGUGGCAUGCUCAGGUCACAACUUCUGUGGAAAUAACUUUACUGGAAGGAUGCCCUCAAAGCCCUUUCUGAGCCAUUUUGAGGACUGCAGUGAUAACUGUGAAGAAGAGCUGGAAGAGGAUUUUUUUAGAAACAAAAAGGAACGUUCGACACUCUUAAUAAGACGUUUCUGUAAAAAUGAUAAAGAGGUUAAAAAAUCAGUUUAUACUGGAACAAGAGCAAUUUUUAGGACUUUACCAUCAGGGCACAUAGGAACUGUUGCUUGGAAUUAUGUUGAACAAAGGAGAAACAACAGUGGCAUGAAGUUUUCUAGGAUUACAACAGAACAGCUAACUAUAAUUCAGUCCCUAAUAAAAUGGAAAUUUAAUUCCUGUCCUGAGAAAUCCUUAUGGUAUGAGAUCUUCAGUACAGUGAGAGAAGAGGAGGAAGGAGCAGAAGAUAUUUUUCAAUAUAUUCCUCACCUUCUGAGGAAGCUCCCAACAUCUGUUACAGACUGUAUAUACAAAGGAGAUGGUUUUUGUGUAAAACCAUGUGUAACAGGUGCUUACUGUCAAUAUCGUGCCACUUCUCAGAGGACUGCGCUCUCUAACUAUAUAACUGGUGCUCUACUAGAAGCAACUACAUCAUUAGGAGCAAGAAGUGGUCUUUUAAAUAUCUUCGGAGGAUCAACUGGAAGAACAAUGCUUAAAGAACGCCAAGCGUGUACAUCCAUGUCUGGCUCCAGCGUGCUUCCCUCCAGUGUGGCCGGUAUCAGCAGGGAGCUGAUCGAGCUGCAGCACCUCAUCCAGUUCCCAGAGGAGGUUGCCAGCAUCCUGACCGAGCAGGAGCAGGAGCUCUACCGCAAAGUCUUACCCAUCGACUACCUCUGCUUCCUGACCAGGGAUUUGGGCAGUGCUGAGUGUCAAAGCAAGCUGCCAUCUAUUAAGGCAUCCAUAUCUGCUACUAUUCUUUCUUCUCCUAAUGGAGAACAUAAUGCUGUAGAAGAUCUUGUGACAAGGUUUAAUGAGGUGAGCUCCUGGGUUACCUGGCUGAUCCUGACUGCAGGUUCUAUGGAGGAGAAACGAGAAGUCUUCUCAUACUUAGUACAUGUGGCAAAAUGCUGCUGGAAUAUGGGCAACUACAAUGCUGUAAUGGAAUUCCUGGCAGGGCUAAGGUCUAGAAAGGUUUUAAAAAUGUGGCAAUUUAUGGACCAGUCUGAUAUUGAAACCAUGCGAAGUCUGAAGGAUGCUAUGGCACAACAUGAGUCAUCAUCUGAAUACAGGAAAGUGGUCAACCGGGCACUCAAUAUUCCAGGCUGCAAAGUUGUUCCUUUCUGUGGUGUCUUUUUAAAAGAGCUCUGUGAAGUUUUGGAUGGAGCAUCAAGCCUCAUCAGACUCUGUCCACGAUAUAACUCCCAGGAUGAAACAUUAGAGUUUGUUUCAGAUUACAGUGGACAAGAUAAUUUCCUACAACGAGUAGGCCAAGAUGGUUUAAACAAUCCAGAAAAAGAAUCAACAACAAACAAUAUCUUUCAAACAAUUCGGAGCUGCAAUCGCAGUUUGGAGUCUGAAGAGGGUGAAGAUAAUGCCAGUGAAGGCAGCAGCUCAAGGAAAAACUCCUUGAAGGACAAAAACCGCUACCAAUUUCUCAUCGGCGAUCUUUCAGAUUCUGAAAGUGACAUAUUUGAGCAGUUGAAAGAAUGGGACACCAGUUCAACAGAAGAGCAGCAAAAAGCUUUCUGCCAUGGGAUAGAACUCAUUCCCUGGUAUGUGUUGUCCAUCAGGGCUGACGUCCAUCAGUUCAUGCAGCAAGGGGCGACCGUCAUUCAUUACGACCAGGAGACACAUCUCUCAGCUCGCUGCUUCCUCCAGCUCCAGCCUGACAAUAGUACUUUGACUUGGACAAAACCCACCACAGUUUGCCCUGCAAAUGCCAAGGCAAAACUGAGUGUGCUGGGCAAUACUGCUGAGCUUGGUAAAUACCAGUUUCUUGGUAAUAGUGGACUGGUGGAAGGCUUUUUGGACUUGUUUUCAGCCAAGGCUGUAUAUAUGGGACACUCGGGCAUUGAUAUGCACACUGUGUGUGUUCAAAAUAAGCUUUGCAAUAUGUCCCUUGAAGAAAAUGGUAUAACACUACUUUAUGGACUUCAGACUACUGAUAACAAGUUGCUGCACUUUGUUGCUCCAAAAUACACUGCCAGAAUGCUGUAUGAUGGAUUGCUGGAAUUGACUAAAGCUGUAAGAAAAAUGAGGAGAUUCCCUGAUCAAAGACUACAGUGGCUACGGAAACAGUAUGUCAGCCUUUACCAGGAGGAUGGAAGGUUUGAAGGCCCAACCUUGGCUCAGGCUGUUGAGCUCUUUGGAGGCAGACGAUGGAGUACAAGAAGCACAGGCACGGGAUCUCUCACCAAAAGCACUGAGAAGCCCAAUGUGCAGAGAAACAACACUCUGGGAAUCAGUACAGCUAAGAAAAAGAAGAAAGUACUCAUCAGGGGUGAAAGUGGAGAGGCCACUGAUGAUGAAAUGGCAACUCGGAAGGCAAAAAGCUGUAAGGAAUAUCGUAAUAGAAGUGGUUCAGAUCCUCAAGAUAUUGAUGAACAAGAAGAACCAGAUCAAAAUAUUAUUAUUAAUGCUUCUCCAUCUAACAACCUUCCAUCAAGAAGAGCUCACUCUCUGACAGCAUCUGGAUCUCCCAACUUAGGAGCCACAUCAUCUUCACCAGCAAGACCAGUCUCCUCUCCUGUAAUAUCAUCAAGCAAAAGUCAGUCUAGCACAUGGAGCAGCAGUAGCUGGCAUGGCCGUGUCAAAGGAGGAAUGAAAGGAUUUCAGAACUUCAUGGUGUCUGAUAGUAACAUGACUUUUGUGGAAUUUGUAGAGCUCUUCAAAUCUUUCAGUGUUCGUAGCCGCAAGGAUCUGAAAGAUCUUUUUGAUGUUUACGCUGUGCCUUGCAAUCGAUCUGGCUUAGAGCCUGCUCCACUUUAUACUAAUUUGAAGAUUGAUGAAAAUAGCAGUGGAUUCCAGCCUGAUUUAGAUUUGUUGACUAGAAAUGUUUCAGACCUUGGUUUGUUCAUUAAGAGCAGGCAGCAGCUAUCAGACAACCAGAGGCAAAUAUCUGAUGCUAUUGCUGCUGCCAGCAUCGUAACCAAUGGUACUGGAGUUGAAAGCACCUCACUGGGAGUGUUUGGAGUAGGAAUCCAGCAGCUGAACGACUUCCUAGUGAACUGCCAAGGAGAACACUGCACCUAUGAUGAAAUCCUCAGUAUUAUCCAGAAAUUUGAACCUAGUGUGAACAUGUGCCAACAGGGGCUGCUAUCUUUUGAAGGAUUUGCAAGAUUUUUGAUGGAUAAAGACAACUUUGCCUCCAAAAAUGAUGAGUCACAGGAGAAUUCUGAGGACUUGCACUUUCCUCUCUCAUAUUACUACAUAGAAUCCUCACACAAUACUUACCUUACUGGCCAUCAGCUUAAAGGGGAGUCCUCAGUGGAGCUCUACAGCCAGGUUCUUCUACAAGGCUGCAGAAGCGUAGAAUUGGACUGCUGGGAUGGUGAUGAUGGGAUGCCUAUCAUUUAUCAUGGGCACACCCUUACUACAAAGAUCUCUUUUAAGGAGGUGGUGGAAGCCAUCGAUCGCAACGCGUUCAUCACCUCCGACAUGCCGGUCAUCAUCUCCAUAGAGAACCACUGCUCGCUGCCCCAGCAGCGCAAGAUGGCCGAGAUCUUCAAGAAUGUAUUUGGAGAUAAGUUGGUGACAAAGUUUUUAUUUGAGAGUGACUUUUCUGAUGAUCCCAUGCUGCCUUCCCCUGGCCAACUGAGAAGAAAAAUCCUGCUUAAAAACAAGAAGCUGAAAGCCCAUCAAACACCAGUGGAUAUAUUGAAACAAAAGGCUCAUCAGCUGGCACAUUUGCAAGCACAGGCUAGCAAUGGUGCGAGCAACCCCACACCUACCAAUGAAGAGGAAGAAGAUGAGGAAGAUGAAUAUGACUAUGACUAUGAAUCUCUCUCUGAUGAUAAUAUUCUUGAAGAUCGACCUGAGAAUAAAUUAUCAAGUGAUAAACUGCAGUUUGAAUAUAAUGAAGAGACUGCCAAACGACUAAAGAAGGCUGAUGGUGCUACUUACAAUAAUAAAGGAAAGGUUUACGACAUGGAGCUGGGUGAAGAAUUCUAUCUUCCACAGAACAAGAAGGAAAGCAGACAGAUAGCCCCAGAGCUAUCAGAUCUUGUCAUUUACUGUCAAGCAGUGAAGUUCCCUGGCUUGUCAACUCUAAACCCAUCUGGCUCUAGCAGAGGAAAAGAAAGAAAAAGCAGGAAGUCCAUUUUUGGCAACAAUCCUGGCAGGCUGAGCCCUGGGGAGUCAGCUGCUCUUGCCAAAGCAUCUGGAAAAGGUCCCUUUGACGCGAUGCGGCAGACCUGGGAAGAUCCUUGCUCUCCUUACAACUCUCCAGCCUCCCUCAGUGCCAUCAUAAGGACUCCCAAGUGCUACCACAUCUCGUCCCUGAACGAGAACGCUGCCAAGCGGCUCUGCAGGCGCUACUCGCAGAAGCUGAUCCAGCACACCACCUGCCAGCUCCUGAGGACCUACCCCGCUGCCACGCGCAUCGACUCCUCCAACCCCCACCCCCUCAUCUUCUGGCUCCAUGGCGUGCAGCUCGUGGCUCUCAACUACCAAACAGAUGAUCUUCCUCUGCAACUCAACGCAGCAAUGUUUGAGGCUAACGGUGGCUGUGGAUAUGUUCUGAAACCUCCAGUUCUGUGGGAUAAAAACUGUUCAAUGUACCAGCAUUUUUGUCCAUUGGAAAGAGAUCUUGAUAAUAAGGAGCCAGCUAUAUAUUCUUUAACAAUCGUGUCUGGCCAGAACGUUUGCCCCAGCAACAGCACGGGCAGCCCCUGCAUCGAGAUCGACGUGCUGGGGAUGCCCCUGGACAGCUGCCACUUCCGCACCAAGCCCAUCCACCGCAACACCCUCAACCCCAUGUGGAACGAGCAGUUCCUGUUCCGCGUUCACUUCGAGGAUUUGGUCUUUCUGCGCUUCGCCGUGGUUGAAAACAGCUGCUCGGCUGUCACAGCCCAGAGGAUCAUUCCCCUGAAAGCGCUGAAGAGAGGCUACAGACAUGUCCAGCUCCAUAAUCUACACAAUGAGACUUUAGAAAUUUCCAGUUUGUUCAUAAACAGUCGGAGAAUGGAAGAAAGUCCCUCUGGAAACACUCUGCCUGCAUCUAUGUUGUUUAGCCCGGGAGAAAGGAAAGCUGCCAUGACUUACAAAGUGACAGUUCAUGGAAUUCCAGGCCCAGAGCCUUUCACUGUGUUCAGUGUGAGUGCAGGGACCACGGCUGCACAGCUGCUCCAUCAGCUCUUGGCUACCAUAAAAGGCACCGAGUCAUGCGCUGCAGACUAUUUUCUGAUGGAAGAGAAAAGUUUUAUAUCAAAAGAAAAGAGUGAAUGCAGAAAACCACCAUUCCAGAGAGUGAUUGGUCCUGAAGAAGGGCUAGUGCAGCUUUUAAACAGUUGGUUCCCAGAAGAAGGAUAUGUUGGAAGAAUUAUCUUGAAAACUCGAGAGGAAAAUUUAAAUGAAAGAAAUGUCUUUCAAGAAGCAAAGGAAGAAGCAGCCCUCAGCUCUGAGGAUGACAGCUUCUUUGUUCAGGUACAUGAUGUGUCCCCAGAGCAGCCACGCACCGUGAUCAAAGCUCCGCGCCUCAGCACGGCUCAGGAUGUCAUACAGCAGACUCUCUGCAAAGCCAAAUACUCCUACAGCAUUUUGAGCAAUCCAAACCCAAGUGAUUAUGUGCUCUUGGAAGAGGUGACUAAAGAACCAGCAAACAAAAAGUCUUCAACAUCUAAACCAUCUCAGAGGAUUCUCUCUGAUCAGGAGUGUGUGUUUCAGGCCCAAAGCAAGUGGAAGGGAGCAGGAAAAUUUAUCCUUAAGCUCAAAGAACAGGUUCAGGCAGCACGGGAUGACAAGAGAAGAGGCAUCUCCUUCACCAGUGAGCUGAAGAAGCUGACCAAGUCGAGUAAGCAGUACCGGGGCUUCGUGUCGGACGGUGGCCAGGGCAGGGAGGAGCGAGCCGCCUGCGCCCUGGCCUUCAGUGACAUCAUGGAAUAG
Agelaius phoeniceus (red-winged blackbird) is the source of this 6879-nucleotide messenger RNA. NCBI's taxonomy places the organism in Eukaryota, Metazoa, Chordata, Aves, Passeriformes, Icteridae. The record is from RefSeq and is a predicted model, not a curated record.